AUGAACCCACGAAUAAAAUGGUUGCUCGAUGACACAGUAAACCAUAGAUCCGGUUUUCUUAAAGUUCCAUUUAUCAAGCUGUUGUGUUUAUCUCUACUUAGGGGUUUUGGAACUGAAGCAACUUUAUGCUUAAAUAAUCCGAAAGAUAUUGUAGAAAACUACAAUCCAGAGGUUCGAGAUUAUGGCAGUACAUCUUUGUACCUUGCUGGAAGUGCUGCACAGGGGUUUUAUCUUAAUACCAAUGACUUUUUAGAUGCGAGAGACAUUGAUAUAGUUUCCAUUGUAAAGAAAGAUGUCAGGAAAGAGUGUCAAUUCGAUAAAAAGCAAGUUUAUGGUGGGCAAAUGGAAGUGCAAAGCGACAGAGAUAAUGCCAGAGAAUGUAAAGAGACUGCAAAAGAAAAUGUAACUAUGGAAUCGCCACCAUUUUAUCUAAAUAUUGAGACAUGGGAGGACACCUAUCCUGGUUAUGUUAUGCUACGAAAAUGUAGAAAAGACGAACUUCCGGUUCAGACCUCACUUUCACAUCGUUACGUUAGCAGCGCGGAAACAGCAAGGUCGAGAACUGAGUAUUGGGAUGAAAUGCAGUCUAUCUUGGCUGAUAUUUUUAGAUUAGGAGUCGACGAUGAAUGGGGAAUAGAUACUUUAGUUUAUGAAGAUGUCGAAUCACAGGGUCCAGCGGCUAGCUCUAUGUUUACAAACAUUUAUCUUGAUGUUCAAUUAAAUGCAGACCUAGUAUUUGCUUUGCCAUAUCCUGACUGGCCAGACAUUGCAGAAGAAUGGCGUAAUCGAAAGACUCUUAGUGGGUGGCCAGGAUUGAAACUAAAGCAGGACAUUGUUGAGUCUGGCUGUCUUGUUGUGCCUAAGGGACAAAAAGGAAGCAGGGUAGAAGACUAUGAAUGGAGAAUAUCGUUUUCUUUAGCUGAGCUCAAAUUAGCAAAAUCACUGAAUACCGUACAAAGGGAAGUAGUACAUGUACUUAAGGCAUUUCUUUCAGACAGACACGAGGAAGGAUAUACAGGCAUUGAAGCGAAGCUUGACUCCUACUUCGUAAUAAAUCUGCUUUACACAGAGAUCGAGCAAACUGACACAAAUACAUGGACUGAGAAAAAUAUUGCAGACAUUAUAUUUCGUAUCCUUGAUAAACUAGAAAUAAGCAUAAGAAAUAAAAAUCUUCCUCACUACUUUAUUCCAAAAAAUAACCUUCUUCAUAAGUUUUCAUUUUCAUCUGUGAAGCUCGGUAAAGGAGAGUUCACUUUGGGAUAUUUUGAUGAAAUGAUGGACGUCGAUGAAUAUAUUGACUUUGCCCUUUAUACAAUCAUGCGAGCUCGAUAUGACCCCUUAAAUCAAAUAAUGUUACAGAAGAAGUACGUACAGCUGUCAGGGCAUAUACGGAGGGCAGUGUUUGGACCUCUAGUUACACAAGCAAAGUCAUCGUGUAAAGUUGAAGGCGAAAUGUAUUUUCUGACAGUUUUCAAACUUGCUAAGGCCCAUUUUAUUCAGUUCAGGUUUAAAGAUGCCUAUAUCUAUAUUGAAGACGCACUAAAAUUUUAUGCAAAAUUAAAGAAGCCUGAAUUAUUGGAACAUAUUCAUAAAGAAUUGCAGCUGUUAAGGGCAGUGUGUACAUACAAUAUUGGUAAUCAUAUGCGUUCAAUGUUACAGUUUGACGAAAUUGAAAAUGGUGUCAAACAUAUGAACAUAGAGCAAAGGAAUUUACACUCUGUGUAUUUCGCUCGUUCAAUUCUUUCAUUGAUGAAAAGGGGAACUAUUACAGAAGAAAACACUUUUAUCUCUAAAAUAGAACAUCUUUUUCAAAAAGUCAAAGAUUCAAGUGUUGACAUCUCCCCAGUUUUACACUUAGAAGUUGUGAACUAUUUAAUAUCUGAUGGUCGUUACGAGGAUGCUGACGCAAUACUGUCUAAAGUAAAAGUUUUUCUGGGAAUUGAAGACAUGAUUGAAAUGAAUACUGCCUGUAAGAAAUCACCAGGGAACAAUAUCUAGUGAGACGCAGAUUGAAUCCGACUUAGAGAAAUUAGCAGAUAAUUUAGAUGUACUGACUGACUCUUCAAAACACUCCGAGACAGAAACAAUGCACAUCCAGUCAGACGGAAAUGACGAUCCAAAGGAUACAUGUGAUCAGAUCCAAGGGAAAGUCAUUCAUGAAGAAAAACAAUGUAAUCAAAAUUAUGAAGAAGAUGAAGGAACGGCAGAACAAAUGGAAACAAAUCUAGACAGUGAAAGCAUGGAUACGGCAUCUGAAGACAUUGCUGAACGCCCAUUGCUAAAUAGACACGAUAAUCAGGAUUUACUCAACCAGUAUGCUUUGGUGCAAGCCUUUAAAAACCUAGGAUUGGAGAAACAUGCCGAGAAUGUUUUAGACAAACUGAAGAGGAAACUGCAUGCAAGACACACAGAAAACAAAGACGUGACAUUGGAAGCGCUUGAUCAUGACUACACGUUGUAUAUGUCUUACAAAGAUGUAGAGACCGUGCCAGAUGAUUUAGAAAAUCCGCUUAUAAUAUUUGAAGAUAGGAUAGUAUUUUCUACGGGGGAUGAAUUCAUCAUCGACGAUGUGUUAAAAUAUAUAGUCAAAGAUUUUGGAUAUGUAAGAAUAAGCCCACGUGAUCUUUAUUUCCAUUACCGUAUCCAGCUUUUAAAAGUUGCAGGGAAAAUCCCGGAAGCAUCGUCUCUGGUAGAAAAUCUCGAAGAUCAGGAUCUGGUUGUCAGUCACUUAAAGAGUUUAGGAGAAGUGGAAAAGGCAGAAGAUGCAUCAUUUUAUGCAAGAUUGGACAGAGAUGGUGGAGGCAGAUCUGUCUCAAAUACAUUGAAGCAAUGGAUCGAAAAGUUGUUAGAAGCGGCCAGAAAAUAUGAACUAAGAAAUAUGUACCUUGAUUCAGUUUUUAAAUAAAUCUGAUGUAUCGUACAAUUUUGAUUCCUAUUAAACUUGUAAUAUUUAGUGUCCAUAGGAAACUUAUGUCCCAGUUUUAGUUGCCUUUAAA
Ruditapes philippinarum (Manila clam) is the source of this 2996-nucleotide messenger RNA. RefSeq lists its product as uncharacterized. The record is from RefSeq and is a predicted model, not a curated record. The coding region runs from base 1 to 1998 and encodes 665 amino acids. The transcript has a single exon. NCBI's taxonomy places the organism in Eukaryota, Metazoa, Mollusca, Bivalvia, Venerida, Veneridae.